Messenger RNA from Gymnodraco acuticeps, 5331 nucleotides. RefSeq names its product synaptotagmin-14-like. NCBI's taxonomy places the organism in Eukaryota, Metazoa, Chordata, Actinopteri, Perciformes, Bathydraconidae. The coding region runs from base 365 to 2611 and encodes 748 amino acids. The transcript has 11 exons. The record is from RefSeq and is a predicted model, not a curated record.
CACCGUCCACCGGCACAUAAAUGACCUCCCUCCUCCAGCACCCCCCACCCCCACAGUUGGUAGCGUCCGGGACGGAGCAUCAUGGCGAUUGACGGAGGGGGGAGGAACUGUGGUGUUCACGAGCUCAUCUGUGCAAGAAAAGUCUCUCCUGAGCUUCUGGGUGUCCUGUCUUCCAUUACAGCCUUCAUGGCGGUGAUGGCUCUGUUUUUUCUUUACCUCAGCAACAAGCUGUCAGUGGCGAGUCCUGACGACCUGUCACAUCUCAACAGGUUUAAAGAACAGACAUCCAGAUCAGCUGCUGCUUCAAUCAGGAGGGACGGUGUUGAUCGCUCUGAUGAGAUAAUCUAGCGUCCCCGGCUGAGAGAUGGCCUUCUUCAAGAGUUUCCAGCAGAACCUCCCCACUGUCAACAUUUCCUCCCUCUUGGACUCGGUCACCAGCCGCGUGGACGACCUGGCCACGGCCGUCAGCGACGCCACGUACGCCGUCAGCGACCAGCUCACCGAGCAGGUCACCACCAUCAUCAACAAGGUGGACGAUGGGGAGAACAACGGGCAGGAGUCGGGUCAGACUUCCACAGCACAGGAAGGAAGAAGCAAGGCCAGCAACACCGGAUCAAAGACCAACCAAUCCGGGGAAAACAAUGAGGCCGAGUCCGCUCCGAACCAGCCGGAGUGGGAAUGGAGGGACGGAUGCUGGCGAGUUAAAAGGACAGAAGCCGAGUUGGAAGAGGAAGGGAAGAGGAAGAAUGAGGAGAAGGAGCAGCAGGAGAAGAAAGAGCAGAGGAGGAGAGAACGGAGAGAAAAGCAGCUGGAGAAAGAAGCCAAGGCACAGAAAGACAAAGACGGAGAUCAAGAGGAGGAUGCUUUAGAGAAAACUGAUUGUGGACAAAAUCGAAAGGGGAGUGAUGGCGGAGACAACUCCAUCGAUCAGAAAAAAGAGAAUGACUGUGAAGAAUCACCUCGUCCUCAACAGAAAAAGCAAAAAGAAGACGGAGAAGAAGAGAAGGAGGUGGCGGACAGCCUUGAGAGAGAGGGAGAUGACGAGGAAGAAGCUGAAGUGACCAAGUCUUCAACAACAGGGAAAAAGAAGAAGUCAGACAAGAAGAAGAAGAAGAAGAAAAAAACGAAAGAUGAUGGGAGGAAUUCAGACGAAGCCUCGGAUGUGGAGAAAAAGAAGGCGAAAGGGAAGAAGAGCAAGAAGAAAAAGAAAGCAAACAAAGAGGGAGUUUUAUCCGACAGCGAGGAGGAGAAAGGCCCCGAGGACGCGGCUCCACAGAACAAGACUUCAGCGUGGAGCAACAAGAGCAAACAGUCCACAGAGCAGGGGGGCUACAGCAGUGAAGCCUCCAGCGGACGAGUAGCCAACAGCAUCCAGAGAAUAAAGAAGAACUCGUCCCUCGGCGAGCCCCGGCCUCCUCCCUACCAGGACGAGGGCUCGGGGGGGCGCGUGUCCUCUCGAUCGCGGUCAGAGCGAGGGGUCCGCAGGGGGUCUUCGGCGCAGCGCUGCGACAGCCCCCGCUCCAGUGAGGCCAGCGCUGACCAGGACACUGAGAGCUACCUCAACAAAAACUGUGAGGAGGACAUCCCCAGUGACAGCACGGCUGUUCUGGGACCAGAGGACGGCUCCGGUCCUCACCUCCCCACCGCCUACGAGCCGGAGCCAUUCGCCAAAUACGGCACCUUGGACGUGGCCUUCGAGUACGACUCCGGGGAGCAGUGGUUGGCCGUCACGGUCACCGCGGCGACAGACAUCCCCGCUCUGAAACAGACGGGAAACAUCGCCUGGCAGGUCCACCUCGUCCUGCUGCCCACCAAGAAGCAGCGAGCCAAGACGGGCGUGCAGAAGGGGCCGUGUCCCAUCUUCACAGAAACAUUUAAGUUCUCCAGGGUGGAGCAGGACGCCCUCGGGGACUACGCCGUGCGCUUCCGCCUGUACAGCAUCAGGAGGAUGAAAAAGGAGAAGGUCCUGGGAGAGAAGGUUUUCUACCUGACUAAGCUCAACCUGCAGGGGAAGAUCGCGCUGCCUGUCACCCUGGAGCAGGGCUCUGAGCUCACGGGUUGUGGCUCUGUGGUGAGUGUUUCUCGCAGCGCAGGAGCUCUGUCCUAUCGCUCCAUUGAAGACUCCUCCCUGCCGGAGCUCCUGCUGGGUCUGCUCUACAACUCUGCCACGGGACAGUUAUCUGCUGAGGUCGUCCAGGGAAGCCACUUCAAAACCCCGGCGUCGGAAAAACCCGUCAACGGUCUGUUCUGUUGUGUUAAACACUUUGUUGGGGGGCAGCUUUAUGUCAUGAGAGACACCUACGUGAAGCUGACCAUGCUGGACUCCAAGGGGAAGGAGAUGUCCAAGUGUAAGACUGCCGUGUGCCGCGGGCAGCCCAACCCCACCUACAAGGAGACCUUCCUGUUCCAGGUGGCGCUCUUCCAGCUGUCCGAGGUGUCUCUGGUGCUGUCGGUGUUCUGCCGGCGGAGCAGCAUGAGGCCCAGGGAGCGGCUGGGCUGCGUCUCCCUGGGCCUCAACAGCACCAGCGAGGACCAGCAGGCCCACUGGACAGAGAUGAAGGAGGCGGAGGGGCAGCAGGUCUGCCACUGGCACACACUGACCAACACAUAGGGGGCGGAAGAUUCGAGAAGACUGAGAUUUUACAACAUUCCCAGAGUUUCAAGGGGGGGUAGCAGAAGCACCAGGAGGGAUGUGUGUGCGCUGCGUACAGGUGUGUAGGGUUUCACUGCCAGAGACUGCAUGAAUACCCUUUAAUCUGCCACAGACUUUUAUUGGCGGAGGUGGAAGCUUCAGCGCCAGCCUUUUAUUGACAGAGAAAAAUGCAGAGGCAGGCAGACUGAGAAUGAAUGACAUUAUCAUUACUGAACUUAAAAGAAGGAGUGGUUUUUUCCAGUAAUUCUGCCUACAGCAAGGUCUGCAUGUAACUGUUUACAGGACACAUUUUUCUGUCUCUGAAUCUUGGACCAAAGAGCUCGGUCCAUGACUAGCAGACUCCUCCCUGUCUCUUGUUCUUCUUCUCUGGAUUUAAGCUGCCACCAGCAUACCAGACAUUUCUCUAUCAGUCAUAGCCAUUGACAAAAGAGAAGGCAACGAAAAGACUGUUACAAAAGGGCCUACAACAUGCUGCAACUAUGCUUACAAGCUAUGCUUUGUACAGAUUGUUUACAUGCACAUGACAUUAUGCAAGAUCCAUUUAUCAUUUCCCCUCUUUUAUGUUUUUGGAUUAUCAGUCAAAUGGUUUACUAGAUUUAUGUGUCUCUCUGGGGUUUGUGCUACAAAAAGACACUUUAUUAUUUGAUUUAUUUUGGUGUUGCAUAACUCGCUACACUAUGCAUCCAACUCCACUUUAAGCUGGAGUGAAAUUCUGUCUUCCGCUCGCUGAGUCUCUUUCAGAAUUGGACACAGCCCUGCAUGCCACUGUAUCAAAGAGCAGCUUCCUUUCCUGUGUAGUACAGAUUGAGCCUGUUUCACCAUUCAGCCUUCUGACAACUCAGCCAUGUUCAUUCAUGUAGAAACAUGGUGCUUCCCGCUGAGGAGGGAUAUGCAAAAGCCUGCGCAGUCCAAUAAACCGGGCUGCCGCUGACAGCAGUGAAGUGAGCUGGAGUGGCAGAAUGAAAUUACAUUUAAAAAGGAACAUUUUCUGAUUACAAGGGAAUAGAAGGAUAAUUAAAUAAAGGCGGAAAUAAAUUAAAACAUUGUGCAGGAGUGGGAGGAAUCUGGUUUUACAUGCAUCUGGAACAAAGCCAAUUUCAUUAGCUAUGAGUCAGAAAAUCCCCCCAAAAACAUCAGUGCAGACUCCACAGCCACACCCCGAGUUUCAAGCUGAAGCAUGAAGCCCUCCCUCUUCUCUCCUCUGGCUGAAGCUGAGGGGUGUGGGAUGCAUUUUUCUCGUCUCAGUGAUGUCAGACAUGACCCCGUCCUCUGGGUUCGGGGCCCUGCAGCUACACUUCCCUCUGACAGUUCCUGCAGAGCCACAUUUUCAAUUAAAUUCAUUAUAAGAUAUAAACCAGAUGUCUAGCAUUCCUGAGAGAUAAACACAUGGCUUUUGAUUGCAGAGAUGGGAAUCACAGCCACUGGAGUGUUUUCAUUAGAAUGGCAUUUUGUUCUAAGCACAAUGUGUGCGUUACCAGCAUUUACAACCCUUUAGUUCCACUUUUUGGGAAACGACUGACCAAUCUCAUGCCAGUAUGAUAAAUAUGCUUACAGACAGCAGCUGGGUUAUUUAGCAUUAAGUCAACUGUGGAAGCCCAUUUCUGCCCAAAAAAUACUUCAAAAAUUACGAGAUAGCUUCUUAAAAUGACUUAUCUCAGUAGCUAUAAGCUAGGCAGUUUCAUUUGUACUACCCAGACCAGACAGUGGUAUCAAUCCUUUCAUCAAAGAAACUGGGGGGAUUUAAACAUUACCAAAAACUCAAGAUUCCCUCUUCCUAUCUUUAGGACAUAUCAAAUACUCAACGUGCAGGAGUGUGUUUUGUAAAAGUUAAGAAAAGAACGAGGCUAUACGUCAGAUACUGUUUUAACAAUGUUUUUAUUUCCAUUAAUCUGGCCUUCAAUGGUAUGUCUGACGCUGUCAUCACAGCUCAGGCAGCGCUGCAAGGGGCUGGAGGCGGACCCUCACCCUGGAUCACACAUAGUUUCACCCAACACCCAGCAGAGGGACCGCAGCCUUCAGGGGGAAAGUAUCCUGCCCCAGGCCAUGGAAAACCAGCUGUGCCACAUAUCCUGGAGGAGAGGGGGGAGGUACUGACUUCCAAAAAAAUACCAUCUAAUCCCAUUUAUGCCCCAGGACAGGUAAUUAUGAGGCCCCUAGGAGCUGCAAUAAAAGCGUUCAGGUGAGAAGACAUGCUGGUUUUUAAAGUCUGGUGCAGCACGAGUGCACAUUUCCAUUUUAGACUUGUGUAAUUAGGAAUCUGGCUCGUUACCCUGUUUACCUAACAUGCCUAAUGUAAUGGUUUUGAGGCAGCAGCAGCAGCCACCUGGUUCAGGUAGAGAUUUGGCUUCAAAGACACUUUAGGACUGUGCCAGAAGCUUCUUUUCAUUUUAUGACAUUCUGUUUCAAGUUGACCUUCCUAAGAACCAGGACAUCUUGACGUCCAUAAAACACUUUCCUGCCUGAGUGCUGCUCUCAGGUCUGUUAGGUUCCCUCUCAAGCAUUUAGUGGCACAAGCUAGUUUUCCUUGGUAAUGUAAUAAAGAUAUACGGCUAAGUCCUGUUGGGACUUCUUAAGGAUAAGGAAUAAUGAACUACAAUGUUUUGUUAUUUUAUUGAAUGUGUCAUCAGUUUUAAAAAAUCUUUCUUAAUAAUAUAUUCAAUAAAUAUACAGGAACCAUG